AUGGAGAACCCCGAUGAGGGAAAUGCUGCCCCCAGGGAGGAGGACGCGCAGAAUGGAGAAACCAGCGGGAAAACCUUUGCUCUUUUCGAAAAUGAAAAUUUUGAAUUGAAUGCAAGUGAUGAGGAGUUCGAGUCGGGGAGCGCCGAGGGGGACGACGCGGAAGAGGGGGAACAGGACGAUGGUGAGGAGGAAAGUGGGUCCGAGAGUGAGGGCAUGUCCUACGGCGAUUUGAGCAACGACGAUGACAACGAUGAUGAGGAUGAUGAAGACGGCGGCGACGAUGCGGAUGAGGGAGAUAAUGAGGCUGCCCUUGAAGAAGACCCCCAAGAGGGGGACACAACGCAGGGGAUGACAGACGUGCGUGCACAAGUAUCGGGAAUGCUCAAACGGAGAAAUAAAAAAAAGUGGAUCAACAAAGAGGAGCAAAUAUACAAAGACGAAAUAGGAGUCUACAGAAAGGGGAAGCUCAUGAAAAGCGAAGAUAUUGAGGACCGCAUGAAGUAUCUCCUUCUACUAUUCACGGAAAGGGAGAAGGUGAUUAAACUACCUUCCAAAGAAGUUAAGGCAAAACUGAACAAAGCAGCCAUUGUGAAGGAGCUGCUAUUUUAUUACACCUACUUCUAUGAGUACAGUGAGGAGCUGAUAAAAUACCUGUACUACCUAUUUGACCUGAAGGAGUUGUACCUCUUCCUCGAGAUGAAUAACCUACCGAAGGAAAUACACUUAAGGACCAACACAGUAAAGAUCACGAGGAAGAAUUUAAUAAAUAUUUUAAAAAGUCAGAAUGUAAAUGCAGAAGAGGGAGAAAAUUGGAACAAUGUAGGAAUAGUCAUUAACGACGUGAACUCAAAUGUAGGGUCUUUAAAUGAGUAUAUGUAUGGGUAUUACAUGAUCCAGUCAGCCUCUUCUUUAAUUCCUGUGCUGGAAUUAAAUGUAAAGCCAGAGGAUACUGUCUUAGAUAUGUGUGCUGCCCCUGGAGGGAAAUGUACCUUCAUAUGUGCUCUCCAGAAAAAUAAAGGGUUCGUCUACGCCAAUGAUAUUAAUAAAAUGAGGUGCAAAGCUAUUGAAGCACAGGCCUCCAGAAUGGGGAUCCAAAAUUUAGUGAUUACCUCCUUCGAUGCGCUGAAGGUUGGACAGAAGUGGACCUUCCUAUUCGAUAAGAUUAUUCUAGAUGCUCCAUGUAGUGGUACAGGAGUUGUUAACAAAAAUAAGGGAGCCAGGAGAAAGACCCUUAAAGAAAUCAGGGAACUUGCACAGAAGCAAAGGAAACUACUGAACAAUGCCAUAAGCUUGGUAAAAAACGGUGGCAUCGUCGUCUACUCCACUUGUAGUAUCACCGUGGAGGAAAACGAACAGGUCAUUAACUACAUUUUAAAAAAAAGGGACGUGAAUCUCCUGCCUAUUGACACCCCAAUUGGGGACCCGGGGAUCACACACUACAGGAAGAAAGAAUUCUCCAGUAAAGUCGCCCUAUGCAGACGGAUUUACCUGCACAAACACAACUACGACAAUUUUUUUGUGGCCAAGCUGUUGAAGCGCUCCGACGCGGUCUACACGAAAGGAGGAGUGAAGCCGGCAAAGAACAGCAACAUGGUUAAUAAAAAUGCCCAAGACGCGAAGCAGAACGGAGAUGGACACCCCAAGGCGGGCAUUAAAAACAAGAAAAAGGGAAAAUUCCGCAAUAGGAAGGGAAAGAAGAAGAAGAAGAAGGAAAAGACGGGCGCCCCUUCCCCGAUGCAAAGUGACAAGAAGGUGAAGAAAGGGGGCCCAUUUGUCAAGGGUAAAACCCCGUUCGGCGGAAAAAACGCCAAGUUUGGGAAAAAAAAAAAAAUGCACAAGGGGGGGUAA
Plasmodium coatneyi is the source of this 1848-nucleotide messenger RNA. Its product is annotated as Methyltransferase. The transcript has a single exon. NCBI's taxonomy places the organism in Eukaryota, Apicomplexa, Aconoidasida, Haemosporida, Plasmodiidae. The coding region runs from base 1 to 1848 and encodes 615 amino acids. Gene Ontology annotation, molecular function: RNA binding; rRNA (cytosine-C5-)-methyltransferase activity. The record is from RefSeq and is a predicted model, not a curated record. Gene Ontology annotation, biological process: rRNA base methylation; maturation of LSU-rRNA. Gene Ontology annotation, cellular component: nucleolus.